AUGAGUUUUUCACAAGACAUGGAUAAUGAGUAUGAGAAACUCAUUAGAAGAAUGAAUCCACCAAGGGUUGUGAUUGAUAAUGACUCUUGCAAGAACGCAACUGUGAUAAGGGUUGAUAGUGCAAAUGAAUAUGGGAUUCUUCUUGAAGUUGUACAAAUCCUCACUGAUCUUAACCUUAGUAUAAGCAAGGCUUACAUUUCCUCUGAUGGUGGUUGGUUCAUGGAUGUGUUUAAUGUCACUGAUCAAGAUGGAAACAAAGUCACAGACGAAGUUGUUCUAGACUAUAUCCAAAAAUCUCUUGGUCCUGAAGCUUGUUUCUCUACGUCCAUGAGAUCUGUUGGUGUCAUACCAUCAACAGAAAGCACGGUUAUCGAGUUAACCGGAUGUGACAGACCAGGUUUGCUGUCUGAAUUGACAGCUGUUUUGACGCACCUCAAAUGCAGUGUCCUAAACGCUGAGGUUUGGACACACAACACUAGAGCAGCUGCUGUGAUGGAAGUGACAGAUAACUCAACAGGUUGUGCUAUUUCUGAUCCAGAGAAGUUGUCUAGGAUCAAGAACCUUCUCCGAAAUGUGCUUAAAGGAAGCAACACACCGAGGGAAGCCAAAACCGUUGUGUCUCACGGGGAAGUCCACACAGAGAGGAGGCUUCAUCAGAUGAUGUUUGAAGACAGAGACUAUGAACAACGUUCGGUGGAUGAUGAAUCAUCAAUACAAGAUGAAAGACAAAGACCAGAUGUUUGUGUUGAUAAUUGGCUCGAUAAGGAUUACUCGGUGGUCACGGUUAGAUGUAAAGACAGACCAAAGCUUCUGUUUGAUACAGUCUGCACUUUAACUGAUAUGCAAUAUGUUGUGUUCCAUGGAAGCGUUGACACUGAGGGAACAGAAGCAUAUCAGGAGUAUUAUGUGAGACAUAUAGAUGGAUCCCCUGUUAAAUCAGAGGCUGAGAAGCAAAGAGUCAUACAAUGUCUUGAAGCAGCUAUCAAAAGAAGAGUAUCUGAGGGACUGAAGCUGGAGCUUUGCACGACGGAUAGAGUAGGCUUAUUGUCAAACGUGACUCGCAUAUUCCGUGAAAACAGCCUAACGGUCACGAGAGCUGAAGUGAAAACCAAAGGAGGCAAAGCUGUAAACACAUUCUAUGUGAGUGAUGCAUCUGGUUACUCAAUUGAUGCCAAGACUAUAGAUUCCAUAAGACAAACCAUAGGCCAAACUAUCCUCAAAGUCAAGAAUAACCCUGAAGAACAACAACAAAGACAGAAACCGCCUUCCCAUGAAUCCCCGACAAGGUUUCUCUUUGGGGGUCUCUUCAAAUCGAAAUCUUUCGUCAACUUUGGCUUGGUUCGGUCUUACUCUUGA
Molecule: messenger RNA, 1356 nt
Organism: Arabis nemorensis
Lineage: Eukaryota; Viridiplantae; Streptophyta; Magnoliopsida; Brassicales; Brassicaceae
Source: the annotation of a GenBank genome assembly